This is a messenger RNA of Chanos chanos (milkfish), 2966 nucleotides long. RefSeq names its product solute carrier family 25 member 29-like (gene slc25a29l). The record is from RefSeq and is a predicted model, not a curated record. Gene Ontology annotation, cellular component: mitochondrion. The coding region runs from base 1150 to 2007 and encodes 285 amino acids. Gene Ontology annotation, biological process: mitochondrial L-ornithine transmembrane transport. Gene Ontology annotation, molecular function: high-affinity L-arginine transmembrane transporter activity. Lineage: Eukaryota; Metazoa; Chordata; Actinopteri; Gonorynchiformes; Chanidae. The transcript is spliced from 3 exons.
AUUAUCAUCAAAGUAUUAAUCAUAAAUGUUGAAACACUUUGUUGUUCAUGUUCUUUGAGAAUAUUCUUCGUAAUUAUAAACAUGAACCAAUCAGACUAGCCCAAGACUGAAUGUUGGCUCCCAGGUUUGAGUGCCUUUAUGGUUGUACUAUGGCUCACAGAGGCUGGAGUUGUUUGGGGGGAGGUGUGGACGGUUGUGUGUGUGUUAAAUUAGAUUUCUAGGAAACUCCACACUUGUGCGUAGAAGUCAAGCCUUCUUUGCUUGCCUGAGGAUCCCUGCAGUGAUCUGCCUUCCAAUUAAGCCGGUAUCAAAGAGAACUGGUUUAGAUACUGGUUUAGAUGUUCAUCACUGUUCAGCAUAUGGGUUUCUUGCCCUUAAUGUCUGUUGCACAUAUUUUAGGCAUCUGUACUGUUGAAUGCUAUGUUCUGUUAACUCCAGGGGCUUCCCGUUUACAAGAUGCCACAUCCACCUUGCCGGUAAACAAAAUCCAUUACUGAGUACCCGUUUACUUUUUAAUUUUCUUUUUUUUUUUUUUCAUCUUGAAGCAAAGGGUAAGAUGAUGGCAAGAAAUGGGGUGAUUUUUUUUUUUUCUUUUUUUUUUUUUUUGGUAAAACCAUCUAAAAGUGAUUUGUGAACCAUGAACUUGUUCAGAGCACCUGGUGUAGCGGAAUAGAAGAGACAGGCUAUUGGUGUUAAGUGCACAACCUUUUGGCUUAGGGUCAUGUGUCAUAUCGACUCUGCAUUUGGUUUUGUUCUAAGCUGUAAUCUGUUUGCUAACGAGCGCUCUUAAUUUCAUUCGAAAUGUUAUCUUCAAGUGUGCCACCGUUGAUUGCUUUAUUACCAGCACUAAAACUACCUCCGGAAACACGCAUUAGAUACACGCCCUGAUGCUUGAUUACAUGAUCAAAGUUGAUCCAAGCUCCUUUAUCUGAUCCGGCAUCCUGUCAGGAGAGUGCUUCAAACUGUGGAUGUUUUUGGCAAAGGGGGUGGGGUUUGGGGGGGGGGGGUGGAACAAUGUCCAAUUUAUCACCAUUUUUUUUCUUUUAAAAUGCAUUUCAACACUUUUGACCCAUCCUAGGGUUUUUCUUUAACAGCAAAAAGUGUUGCUUUGUUGUAGAUCAGAGUGAGGGAAUUACAACCCCUGCACGGAUGUGUAACCUAGUGAGACUUCAAGUUCAAAGUGCAGAUAAGCCGUUAUAUCGAGGGACGCACCAUUGCUUCCAGUCCAUCAUUCGACAAGAGUCCGUUUUAGGGCUGUACAAAGGCAUUGGUUCCCCUAUGAUGGGUCUGACCUUCAUCAAUGCCAUUGUCUUCGGUGUCCAAGGCAACACCAUGCGCUUGCUGGGCAAAGACACGCCUCUAAACCAGUUUCUGGCGGGAGCCGCCGCGGGGGCUAUCCAGUGCGUCAUCUGCUGCCCGAUGGAGCUGGCCAAGACGCGCAUGCAGAUGCAGGGCACCGGAGAGAAGAAGUCCUCCAGGAAACUCUACAAGAACUCUCUGGACUGUCUGGUGCGAAUUUACAAGAAGGAAGGCGUCCGCGGAAUCAACCGAGGUAUGUUGUCGACAGUCGUUCGGGAGACCCCUGGAUUCGGGGUGUACUUUUUGACCUACGAUGUGCUGACGCGCUCUCUGGGCUGUGAGCCGGACGACCUUUACAUGAUCCCAAAGCUCCUCUUCGCCGGCGGAAUGUCCGGGAUCGCCUCCUGGAUAUCCACCUACCCCGUGGAUGUGAUCAAGUCCCGCCUCCAGGCGGACGGCGUGGGCGGGGUCAACCACUACAGCGGUAUCAUGGACUGCGUACAAAAGAGCUAUCAGAAGGAAGGUUGGAGGGUGUUCACUCGAGGUCUCACCUCCACCCUCUUGAGGGCCUUCCCCGUCAACGCCACCACCUUCGCCACGGUCACGCUCUUCCUUCUUUACAUGAGGGGGGAUGAAACGGGCAUGAAAGACUGCGAGCCUGCCCCCCAGCCCUUACGCCAGCAGCAGGUCCAGCCUACCAGCCUGUGAACAAGGGCCCGCUAGCACCCCCGUGUGGCGUGGAGGUCACCCUGCACCUUUUGUUUGAUCGGACUUGAAUGACUGGCCAUGCUAUGCUGCAAAGAAGUUUGUAUGAUUCACAGUUGAAAACUGUGUUUGUAAAUACAAUCAGUCCGUUUAUGUUUUUUUUUUUCUUUAGGUUUAAAUAGAGCUCAAAACACCCUUUUUUUAAAAAAAAAAAAUCUUUUAUAUGUGUAGUUAUUUUGAAAUUGUGAAGAACAAACACCCACGCAUUCAUUGGUUGCCUCAAGGAAUUUUUGUAUCAAAAAAUAGUUAAGGAACAGAUGAGUUGAUUUACAGAUGCCUUUUGUCCAGGCUCAUAAAGAAUAAAACCAGUGAAAAGGUAGGAUUUGGAUCUACCCUGUUACAUGUUCUGGAGGUGUGAUGGGUCAUCAACUUUCAUCCAAAAUGAUUCUGAGCUUUUGCUCUGGCUAAGAGGAUCACUCCCAGGGGUUCACUUAAAGUUAAGCAUUUGAAAUUCAGUCUCAUUUUGAAAUGUGGAAUCUGUGAAGGGAAAUCUCUGUUUCAAAAAUUCCCUCUGAAAUGAGGGGAACCACAAACACGGACAUUUGUUCGGGGGGGCGAAGACCUUCAGCCGGUUUUCCCCGAAUGGGUCUGUGAAGUAUAAGCAGACAACUGUAUUGUCCAUUAAGAUCAACAGACAGAAAAGGUCUGAAACAAAGACAUUGUCCUGUAUGUGUUUUGCUUCUCCGCUGUCUAUAAAUUGUGGAGCGUUUCUCAACUACAGCUUAAUUCUCACUUGACUAUAAGUUAUGUGUAUCUCCCAGUCUGUAUGUGUCUGUGUGUUCACACUUGUGUCCCACCUGUAUGUUUUUACCCAGAUGCUGUAUGUAAAUGGUUUUGCUUUUUUCUUUUUUUCCUUUUCUUUUCCUUUUUUUCCCUUUUCUUUUCCUUUUUUUUUUUUUUUA